Dunckerocampus dactyliophorus (ringed pipefish) is the source of this 3609-nucleotide messenger RNA. RefSeq names its product tumor necrosis factor receptor superfamily, member 1a (gene tnfrsf1a). Gene Ontology annotation, biological process: inflammatory response; signal transduction. Gene Ontology annotation, cellular component: mitochondrion; signaling receptor complex; membrane raft. Gene Ontology annotation, molecular function: tumor necrosis factor receptor activity; tumor necrosis factor binding. The record is from RefSeq and is a predicted model, not a curated record. NCBI's taxonomy places the organism in Eukaryota, Metazoa, Chordata, Actinopteri, Syngnathiformes, Syngnathidae. The transcript has 10 exons. Bases 190 to 1362 code for a protein of 390 amino acids.
GUCCGCCCUCUCGCCAGCUGCGGUGCCUUCGCCUCAGAUUUCUCCUUUUUGACCCCCUCGCUUUUUAAACAUAACGUGUUUACAUUUUGAACAAAACUAAGCAGGGCGAAUCCUGGAGGGAGCUUGUCCGGUGACCGUGCUUGACCGAGGUGAUCUCGCCAAUGGACUGAACUAAAGUGUAGGAUCUUCAUGGCGGGCAGCAGGCACAGCAAGAUGGCAGGUUAUGGCGCCCUUCUGCUAGUAGCAUGCGUGCUCACACCCACCCUGGCGCUGAUUCCCACCCUCAAGAACAAAACGUGUCCAUAUGGUGACUACCUCACUGAAACAGGGAUAUGUUGCUACAAGUGCUCUCCAGGUUUUAAGCUUGUGCACAUGUGCCUCGCUGAGGGGAUGAGGAGUAACUGUGCACUGUGUCCUGAGGACCAGUACACGGACGAAAUGAACUAUUCUCCCAAUUGUAUGCGAUGCAAGCAUUGCAAAGAGUCAAAGAAUGAAGUGCAAGUGUCCAAAUGUGAAAGGCACAGAGACACUAUCUGCCGCUGCAAGGAUGGUUAUUACACAUUCGUCAUCGACUCCGAGACGUCCGAGUGUCGCAAAUGUUCUCAGUGCGGUCCCAAUGAGAAGGAAGAUCAAAAAUGCACAUCGGAGAGGAACACGGUAUGCGAGUGCAAGGAGAAGUACCACCGAGUGAAAAGGAAAUGUGAGCCAUGCAAGACUUGCACAACGGAUUGCAAACACCUUUGCAAGUCGCUUCCUUCCAGCAAUCCUACAGCUGUUGAGGAGAGUGGAAAUGGAUUCCUUAUCAACGUACUGGCUGGAGUGGUGGCUGCGGCUUUGGUCUUGCUUCUGCUGGUCUUCCUUGUAACCUACAAGGCCACGAAAAGCUGCACAAAAAAGAGGCUGCUCAAAGUCACCACGCCAGAAUUAUAUGAGACGCUGGUUAGGCACACGGAAGCACCAAGCAGUAGCAGCAGCAACAGCGACAUGGCUGUUCCUCAGAACACUGUACUUGAAAUGGACCCAACUGUGUUGCCUGACUGUGUCCCUCUGGAGGUCAAGAUCAGCGAUCUCAUCAACACGCUGCUCGAGGUGGUUCCUGUGCAUCAGGUCAAGCAGUUGGUGCGGUCCCUUGGUGUGUCAGACAAUGUCAUUGAAACAACCAUACUGGACCACCGCUACGCCAGGGAGGCCCACUACCAGAUGUUCAGAGUUUGGGCCGAGAUGGACUCGCUAGGUGGCGGCGGCGGCGGUCGCGGUGGAAUGCUGCACUCGGCUAUGCUGCAGAAGCUGCUGCACAAUCUUAGACAGAUGCAGCUGGGGAAGGCGGCCGAGGAGCUGGAGACAAAGUACAGCAUUCAGUAACGCUCUGAUGUGUGCCAAGUGGGAUAAAAAAAAAAAACACACCUGAAUCUACGUUAUUGUUCUCAAAGACAGUGUGAGAGAUUGUCCACGAUAGACACAGUUGUUGCACACGGACCUAGACGGCUUUUGUGGACAAAUGAGCUCUCUACCUCUCAUCCUGCCAUCUCUGGGUUGGAUUCAAACUACUGAGACAGAUCGAAUGGCUCAAGACGCUUACUGGAUUUAAAGGUGGACUAUGCAGAGCACAGUAAACAUGAAGCUGAUACCAGUUGAAUGUUGGCAGCGUAGCACACAGUUAAGACCAAAAUGAAUCACACACCAACUAUGUGUGGAAUUUUUAUUUGAUGAAUAUGAAUCUUUUGGCUGGAAGUGACACAAGAAGGAAUAUUAAUUUAAUCUUCAUCUUUGGCUAUCAAAAUGGCCCUCAAGUCUGUUCUGUUUACACUUCAUGAAAAAAAAUGCAGAAAAAAAUUGCAGCAUUUUUGCAGUAGUCCAAAAAAGAAAUACUUUAGUAUAGUCCUUAAAUCUAUAGCAAAGGUAACACACUUUUUAAUAGGAUAGGAUUCAAUUUAUUUUCUUUACACAUGCUCAAAUACAGGGCAACGAAAAGUUGUAGCAUCCGAUCCAGAAGUGCAUUAUAAUAAUAAUAGACAAUCUGACUGCUGUCGCCUCUGUUGAAUAGACCAUCGACUGUAUGUUUGUGGGCAGGAACAAUCAUUUUUAUUUGCACACUGCUUGCUGCCUUGGUAAUAAACAAUGUUCCUGUCAAAUAGACAAUCUACGUUAGCAGGUAGGACAAUCACUUCUGUCUUUUUGCACAGUUUUUGCUGCCUAACUGGUAAGCAAGUCUCUUAUUUUAAACCACCAAUAGUGGAAAACAACAAUUGAAAAAUGCACGGGCCAGUGUGAUCUUGUUUUGUUUAAGAAAACCAAAAACACUAAAAAGCAAUCAAAUUCAAUAUGUAAGCUUUGCUAUGCUCACUGUUUUUGUGACCUUAUUCUUCUUUUGACUUCAUAAUUGACCUGUACGAUGUUUUGAUGCAUGCCGUGUUUCAUUUUAUUGUUAGAAUAUGCCAAGGGCCAACAAAAAAUGUGGUGCAGUCCGCACAUGGCCCCCGGGCUGCACUUUGGACAACAUUGUUGUAGAUGAUCUUUGACUUUUGGCUCAUCAAUGUUAGUUGGCCAGACGAUCACUCCUGAAGGUGCACGUACGGUUUCUGUUCUCUCUUGGUAUUCCCCGGUUCUAGAUACUAGCGGGUUCUAGGAUAAUUUUAAAUUGUGCAAAAAUUAGCAUUUCCUCUAAAAAAAAGAAAGACAAAAGAAUUUUGCCACUUUCCAGCUAGAAGGUACCCUUCAACACAAAAUGAACUCAUAUGGACAGACUAUGAAUCCUUUUGGUUUUAAUUGUGUGAUUCAAACCCUGCCUGGUAUAUCUCAAACUCUCAUUGUAUGUCUGGAACUUGGUUUUCUCAUCAAACGAAUGAAGCAAUGUGGUGCAGUACUUGGUUACAAACAGCGGAGGUGCUGUUGUUUCACUCAGUGUAUACGUGUUUAAAAAAAUUGCCAAACUUCCUCAUUAACGAAAUGUAGUCAGUGAGUACGUUCUCUUCAAACUAUCAGAGGUAAUAGUUCUACACUACACUAUUCAACCAUAUCUGACCCAAAUAGCUGAGUUCAAAGGUCAACUGGAUGCAAAUUGUUGCAGUUGUUGUCACCGUCCCCUUUUCUGUCAUUUGUCUUGAAGCGAGCGGGUUUACUUUUUAAUGUGGGAAGCACAGGAAGCACUCGAUCUGCCUGUAGCGUUCCAGCUCAUUCUUCUGUAUGUGUAACUUUUUGUGUGUAUAGUAAUUCCAUAUUGGACUAAUUCCAUUGUACAGCAUGCACUUUUCAACUGAACUGUGUGUUUUUGUUUUUUUUUUAACUACUGUAUAUCACAUCCCAGAGAGACAUGAUGACUUCCCAGUGUGAAUCGGGGAAAAUCCCUCCUGUUUUCCCAGAUGUCCUCCUCCACCUUGUCAACAUUCCUUUAGGCCCCAUCCCUAUUCAAGCAUUAUUCAUAGCCUUUAAUGGGAAGCAGGGCCACGCCUCGUUUCAGCCCAUCAUACCAAUCUCUGCCUGCACCGACUUGUAAAGGUGCCAAGGUUGUUCCUCACACACUUUAUGCAUUACACUUUAAUGUGGAUUUUCCCCAGCAUGAGUGUUGCAGCGAGGUUCUUUAUGUUUUCAAUAAAGAAAAGGUCAAGUGCA